UCCUCAACUGUUUUCCCAAUUUCAAUUUCAAAACCCUAGAAUGUCUAGGAGAAGCAGAGGUAACCAAUGUUCUUCGAAUGGAAGCAUCAGCGCAGAAGGGACUUCGUCUUCCAAGAGGGGUGAAGAGAAGACUUUGUCUGGGAGAUGCUUUUGUGGACAGGGUGUGGUGUUGCUACAAUCUGGAACCUUAACAAAUCCUGGGAGAUGGUUCGUAAGGUGUCCUCUAUGGAAGACGAUGGAUUGCAAGUAUUUUAUAUGGGUGGAUGAGAUUGACGGAGGAUGGGAGGGACUGGCAAGAGCCCUUGUUAGAAAAAAUCAAGAUAGCUCCUGUGGUAACCAUGAGGUCAAUCUCACUGGGCAAAGAAGAGAGAUUCAAGAGAAUAGUGUGAAGAUCUUGUUAAAGAUAGGGAAGCUCCAGGGUGAAAUUAGAAUUAUUAGGUCAUGGAUUAUAACUAUUUUUUUGAGUUUACUGAUUUGUGUAGGGCUGAAUCUACUCCAAUUAAUCAAUAUGUAACUGUGCUUAUGGUGUAUGUUGUCCUGGAGUCUUUUUGUGCAGCUUUUUGGUUUCAAUGAUGAUGAACUUAGAAGCUGGUUGGUCUCGAUGAUGAUGAACUUCGAAACUCUGUUACUAUCUUCACUUGUUGUGGAAAAAGUCAAGUUGUGUUAUGACAUUAAUGUCCAUGAUUGUUAAUGUAUUUGAUAUCUGUUAGAUUGGAGUUAA
Messenger RNA from Arachis ipaensis, 721 nucleotides. The record is from RefSeq and is a predicted model, not a curated record. Lineage: Eukaryota; Viridiplantae; Streptophyta; Magnoliopsida; Fabales; Fabaceae.